GGCACACAUUCAAAUAAUACAGAGCAAGGGCAGCGUUCAUAUCGAGACGAGCUGGGAUCUUGUGGAGCUGAUUUUGAAGCGAGAAGGAGACGAGACAGACAAGUGCUGGAGCUGGGGCAGGAUGGUGACAGGAUGCUUUCUGAUAUCCUAUGUUUGGAUGAUUCGGUAGAGGGCAGAGGGCAUUAAGAGUCGUACCUGUGAGGCCGCCUGCAGGGAAAUGUGCUGAAAUACGAGCUUUCCAUUGGAAACCGGUGGAUAGAGGCGGAUGAGGAGGAUGCUGCAGUGACGUUUGAGAAGAAGCUGUGUUUGCAUAGAUCAUAUCAGGCUGUCAGUGUGGGGUAGUGCUGGAGGCUGCGGGGCUGCAGUGUGCUGUGGGAAGUUCCUGAGAGGGCAGAGUGGCAGUCACACACAGAGAGACACUUGUACAGAAAGCGGAUUUGCGCUCUUUCACGGAAGGAUAUAAAACACAUCUCACACCUCUGCCUCUUUGCACGGGCGCGUCCGUUGUGGCUGCGCCUCAGGGAUUUGAAGGAGGUGGGCGACUGGAGUUGGGGCUGGAGUGAUGGUGGUGGUGUGGCUGCCUCAGGAGUGGGCCUGGCAGGCUGUUCUCCUGGUGACUGGACUAGCAUCACUGAGCCGUGGGUCUAAUGCCAACAUGUUGGACACCAUGCUGCUGAAGAACGGAUGGAAGGGGGGAUCGGAGCGGAGGGCAGAGGAGAGCAGCAGCACAGCCACAGUGUCGGCUCAGAACAUGCUUCGGUGCCACUGCUACCACCACUGCCCAGAGGACUCUGUCAACAACACCUGCAUGACUGAUGGUUACUGCUUCACCAUGGUGGAGGAGGAGGAGGAGGGGGGUGUGGCAGUACUCACUGCAGGUUGUUUGGGUCUUGCUGGUUUCGAGUUCCAGUGCAGAGACACGUGGAAUGCUCGUUUGAGGAGAUCCGUUAAGUGUUGCACAGAUCAGGAUUAUUGCAACAGAGACUUGCAUCCUACUAUUCCUCCACUCAUGACAUCAGAUUACGUGGACAGCAGUAUCCAGUACAUGGCUCUCUUCAUUUCAAUCACAGUUUGCAGUAUCAUCCUUGGUCUCAUCCUCAUCUUCUGCUACUUCAGAUAUAAGCGGCAGGAAUCACGCCCACGCUACAGUAUUGAUCUGGAGCAGGAGGAGAGCUACAUCCCCGCUGGGGAGUCCCUGAAGGACCUGAUUGAGCAUUCCCGCAGCAUCGGGUCUGGGUCAGGGUCAGGACUCCCUCUACUGGUGCAGCGCACAAUCGCCAAACAGAUUCAGAUGGUUAAGCAGAUUGGAAAAGGCCGAUACGGAGAGGUCUGGAUGGGCAAGUGGAGAGAGGAGAGAGUGGCUGUCAAAGUCUUCUUCACCACAGAAGAAGACAGCUGGUUCAGAGAGACUGAAAUAUAUCAGACCUUCCUGAUGAGACAUGACAAUAUACUGGGAUUCAUAGCAGCAGAUAUUAAAGGAACCGGCUCGUGGACUCAGCUCUACUUAAUUACGGACUACCACGAGAAUGGAUCUUUAUACGACUACCUCAAGUCCAACACCUUAGACGUGAAGGCUCUGUUGAAACUGGCCUACUCUUCCAUAUCAGGCCUCUGUCACCUGCACACUCAGAUCCAUGGCACACAGGGCAAACCAGCCAUCGCACACAGAGACCUGAAGAGUAAAAACAUCUUGGUAAAAAAGAACGGAUUCUGCUGUAUAGCAGACCUUGGACUGGCUGUCAAGUUUAACAGUAACACCGACGAGGUGGAUAUACCUCCCAACCUACGGGUUGGUACGAAGCGCUAUAUGCCCCCUGAAGUGUUGGAAGAGACCCUGAACAAGACCCAGUCUUUUAUAAUGGCUGACAUGUACAGUUUUGGCCUCAUUGUUUGGGAGAUGGCCCGACGUUGCAUUUCUGGAGGCAUUGUGGAGGAGUAUCAGCUGCCCUAUCAUGACCUCGUGCCUACUGAUCCGUCCUAUGAGGAGAUGAAAGAAGUUGUCUGUAUUAAGAAACAAAGACCUUCAUUUGCUAAUCGCUGGACUAGUGAUGAGUGUUUACGGCAGAUGGGAAAACUGAUGUCUGAGUGUUGGGGUCACAACCCGACCAGUCGCCUCACAGCCCUGAGGGUGAAGAAGACCCUGGCGAAGAUGUUAGAGACCCAAGACAUCAAACUGUGACAGAGAGUUAAGAGAGAAGCUCUCAUCACCAGAGACUUGCCACUUACACUGGCCGAUAAAAGAAAGGUGGGAAAAAAAGACUGAAAGAUCGGACAAAGGAAACCAACAGCGAAGGAUGAGUGACAGAGAUAAUGGUUGACAGGGAGCCAGAAAAAUGAGGCAAAAGAUUUAUUAUGUCGGGGGAGAUCCUCUCCCACCCAUUGUAUGAGCCGCCUCUGCCUCAGGCCAAGUGUUCGGGUUGUGCUUUCUGUGAAAGCGGAGUGGUUGUCAGGUCCAAACUGCCCAGAUGUGCAGCCAGACAGGGACUGUUGCAGGAGAGGAGCACUAGUAUCCCUCUGCUUAGUUCUAAACAGAGGAAGCCUCUGCUCUACCCUUCUAAAGCCAUAUGUGCAGUCUUUUGUACUGUCACAGCUGUCUUCACAUUUCUUUUUGGACUCGGUCACUGUCAACUCCGUCCAUCAAAAGAAAUGUCUAAUUCACGAUCAGUGACCUCAUGAUCAAUGUUAUUAAUAUUAUUAUUACAGAACAAUGCAGAGUAAGACUAAAAUAAUGAUAAAACAUGUCUAGCAAAAACAGAGUUUUCUUUAUCGUGUUCAUAUGCACAUUUUAUAUUAAUAUUAAAAAAGGACUUCUGCAUAAAACACUUGUCAGACUAAUUUGUGAAUUUUUGAUUGUCCUUCAGACCUGAGGCCGAGGCUUUGCUCUCCCUCGUCGUCUCUUCUUUCCACUUGCAUAUAAUUUAGCUGACAUCUGUCGAUUGCCUUGCUGGAUGUUAAAAUGUGUAUUUGAUGAAUUAUCUGUGUACAGAAUAUGUCCCGUCCACUCCACCACUACGGCAUGUGCCUUAUUUAAUCUGUACAUAUGUGAUCGAUGAGUGUAUGAGUGGAUCUGGAGAACAUUCCCAAAUAAAAUGACUAUGCAUCUCGA
This is a messenger RNA of Anarrhichthys ocellatus (wolf-eel), 3106 nucleotides long. RefSeq names its product bone morphogenetic protein receptor, type IBb (gene bmpr1bb). Gene Ontology annotation, molecular function: ATP binding; transmembrane receptor protein serine/threonine kinase activity. Gene Ontology annotation, biological process: cellular response to growth factor stimulus; protein phosphorylation; cell surface receptor protein serine/threonine kinase signaling pathway. Bases 563 to 2179 code for a protein of 538 amino acids. The transcript has 14 exons. Lineage: Eukaryota; Metazoa; Chordata; Actinopteri; Perciformes; Anarhichadidae. The record is from RefSeq and is a predicted model, not a curated record. Gene Ontology annotation, cellular component: signaling receptor complex; plasma membrane.